This is a messenger RNA of Portunus trituberculatus (swimming crab), 1343 nucleotides long. RefSeq lists its product as uncharacterized. The transcript is spliced from 4 exons. Bases 801 to 1151 code for a protein of 116 amino acids. The record is from RefSeq and is a predicted model, not a curated record. Lineage: Eukaryota; Metazoa; Arthropoda; Malacostraca; Decapoda; Portunidae.
UGGCGGGUGACUGUUCGUGGUGCUGGUUUCUUUAAUACGAGCAGCGCCAGAAGUGCGUGUCCAGUUCACCCAUCUUAACUAUCACCAACGCAACGCGUGUCCAGUGCGUAUUGUGAAGUGAAGGGACGGAUUGUGUGGCGUUGUGAAGACCACUGUUGAUGAGCCAUGCGGGUAGACACUUAACCGUCAUUGAGGAACCCCCGGGCAAUGGGAGCUGUGUGUGUGUGUGUCUCGUGCUGUAAUACGAGUGGUGACUGGUGGGGCAAAUUAAGUGUGGGUAGUGAUACUUGUGUUGAGUGGCGCAAAGGGACGAAACCGACUUCAGAGAGAGAGAGAGAGAGAGAGAGAGAGAGAGAGAGAGAGAGAGAGAGAGAGAGAGAGAGAGAGAGAGAUAGAAAGCCCAUGCAGUGGUAUUUCGACAAAAACUUCAAAGGUCGACAAGCAAGCGCCGCCUAACCGUACAAAAGCUUGUGACAUGCGGCGCCACGUUUCCUGCUAGUAUUCAAAGCAUGGAGCCGCUCCCUUCGCGAACACGGCUAUCCUACAUCACUCUACCAGGGGAACAACAGCUGCUGACGCUGCCUGUGGGCCGGGACAACCUGCAGUGGCCGCGCUAAAAGAAGACAUGGAGAACUACUUAUAUUACACCAUGAUGGGAGGACACAUCAGGCUACAUACACCCUGGAGUUAGGCCUCACAAGUUCGACUGCCAGGGGAAGAUCACACCUCAGAAUGAGAACAGGGACAGGUUGCAGAGGAAGAGGAAGGUUCUGGAGAUUCUUUCUUCAAAAGAAAACCUAAUGGAACUUCACCAAAAUCCAGCACCCCAGCCAGACCAUGUGGAUCAGAGGAUGGAGCAUGAUGGGCAUGUUGAUCCUGAGUCACUCACCCCUUCUACACAGGACACUGGAAUACAAGUGCAGGUAUAUCCAAGAAAGAGGUCCAAGGGGGUGCAAGUUCAACCAGUGAAGGCAGAUGCGAUGAACAACACAGAUGGUCACAUGGUGGGCAAGAUGAAGAAAACUGAAAGUACAUCUGAGGAUUCUGUUUCCACAUCAGAAAGUAGUGAUGUAGAUCAUGAUAAAAGUAAAGACUAUGUACCAUUAGACAGUACUUCCAGUAGUGAUGAUGAAGAGAACUUUAAAAAAUAAACUCUGUACACAACAAGAAAAUUAAUACUGAAACAUCCAAUGGAAUACAUUGGAUUACACAAGAAGCAUUUCUAUAUUUUAGAUAUUCUGUGUAGUCAUGUAACCUACAAAGAAAGGAACCAUUAAGGUGCUUAGGUUUUGGGGUACUCCAUAUAGCAGAAGUGAACCUGUUAAUUUGAUGAUUUCACUCCC